GUUAGACGUUUUACCAGUAAAAGAGUUGACUCGAUUAUUGACCUAUUUAUGGUCUGGUAGAUAUAUGGAAACAACGUACUUGCGUUUUCCUUGCCGUCUUUAUGAGUUGACGACGGUUGUGUGUACUCUCUGACAUAAAUAAUCAUGGUUGGAACCAAAACAUUAGACUUCUACACGGUAGAACUGUCGGAUACAGUAGGAGUUUGAAGAAUAAUUGUCAUACUGCAGUGAUUCGUGUAAUAUGAACGGUUGAUAGCUAACGAGUUACAAGUUAGUUAACAGUUAGCUAACAACAGUAGCUCCGAGAAAGCGUGCUAGCUAGCUAACUCUAGCUAGCUACUGUACACCCAGGUCUGUAAAGAUGUUGCAGUGUGUGUCUCGGUCGUGUUUGAGGAACGGGAGAAGCAUCGUAGACUACGUCGUCAGAUACGGCUCUACUCAGACAGCACGAGGUCUGUCGAGCUUGGCCUCCUGUAACACCGUGAGAGCUCCACGUUCCUGGUCGGUUCACCCGGUAACGGACAUCCGCCAAAGAGCCUUCACCGGGUCUGUGUCGUUACAGAGUUCUAGAAGAAUUAGGGAUGCCCCGGAGCCACCGGCCGCCCCCUCCCGCACUGGCCGGGCUGGGAAUGACCUGGGCGGGGAGGACUUCGGAUCUCUAUCCGCUGAUUUUUCCUCCAGACGGGCCUUCCGGAAGACCACCCCAGAGCUGCAGGAGAUGUUGUACCGGGAGGAGAGGCAGGCGGCCGGGCAGGAAGAGGAGAGGGAGCCGGUGGCCUUCAGAUCUAAGACUGGUCGGAGGAACACACAGUACUGGUACUUCCUCCAGUGUAAAAGACUAAUCAAGGAGAACAAGGUACAUCUAUCUCUCUUUAUCUAUCACCCCCUCUCUGGUUCUCUGUCUAUCCAUCGCUCUUUCUGUCUCCUCAUCCUCUGUCACUGUAUCUGACACUUGAGAAAGAGAAGGAGGGAGGGAUGGAUGGAUGGAGGGAGGAUUGGGUAAAGAACUUGUGAGGAUUGGGUAAAGAACUUGUGAGGAUUGGGUAAAGAACUUGUGAGGAAUGGGUAAAGAACUUGUGAGCUUCUACAGUAUAAAGAUACAAUCUAGUUGUCAUGUUCUGUAAUUACCUCUAUUUACCUCUGACUUUAACCCCUUACAUCUAACCCUCAGCUGUCAGAGGCCCUGUCCAUGGUUGUGUUCCCCUGCUCAGACGUUGCAUGCAUCAACUAAUGGUUGCGUGAAACGUCAUCGACUGUGCCGACAGCCACCAGAUUGCUAUAACAUGAUGUGGUUAGCUGAUACUUAAAAUACCUAUCCAGACGUUGUAAGGUCUGGCAUGCAGGGGAACAUAACCCAUGCAUGAGGCUGAGAUGCUGGAUGGAGAGAGACUCCAACCUGAAGAGUAGGCUAUAACUACACUACUCUGACUCCUAACCUCUGACCCCUAACCCCCAGCUGUUCGAUGCUCUGUUUAUAUUCCAGAGUGAUAUGUUGGAGGGAGAGAGUCUCCAGCCUGAAGAGUAUAACUACACUAUUGUGACCUCUAACCCCCAGCUGUCUGAGGCCCUGUCCAUGUUCCAGAGGGAGAGAGGCUCCAACCUAAGGAGUAUAACUACACAGCCCUGACCUCUAACCCCUGAUCUCUAACCCCUGACCCCAACCCACAGCUGCCGGAGGACCUGUUCAUGUCAGGCCCCCAAUGUUCGUUCUGGAGCGUGAAGUCACGGGCUCUGUUGGUCAGCUACUGCGUAACAACCUAGCGGUGCCAAAAGCACUGAUCUGCCCUAGAAAGCCUAUGUAAAUUACGAUCGCCAGAAAGGCCAAACAUUUUUAUUUUUGCGGUUAUGGUAUGAAGGUUUGGCUUGGAAAAGUUAUUUCACCUGGUCACAGAAAGGCCCCCAUUUUUUGGGGGGUGCCCGUUUUGGGCUCCAAAAUUAGUUUAGCAUGAUCAAGUUCGAUCCCCACGGUGAAUCCUUUAAAAGUUUGCUACAAAUUAAGAUAUUUAAUUAAAUAGUGAUCCAUUCUGACUACUACAUUUGUCGUCACACAGGACGGCAGGCUACAAGGAGGCUCCGGUUGACUCUCUCAGGCAGGAUGAAAACGACUACAUCUACCAUGAUCCUUUGCUAGUUACGGCCACUUUCACCAUGAUCCUUAGCAUUUUUUGGAUGCCAUUCAGCAAUAUGGCACACUUCAAAUACGUCUUGCGCCAUCUGGAGUAUUCCAUAGGAAUACUUGGAUGAUGUCAGCGCUAUCACUAUCUACUGGUUUUAAUGUCUAUGGUUCAUGUUCCUGUGUGAGAUGUUGGAGGGAGAGAGGCUUCCAAUCUGAAGAGUAUAACUACACUGUUCUGACCUCUAACCCCUAACCUCUAACCCUCAGCUGUCUGAGGCCCUGUCCAUGUUCCAGAGUGAGAUGUUGGAAGGAGAGAGACUCCAACCUGAGGAAUAUAACUACACUGUCCUGAUAGGAGGCUGUGGACGGGCAGGACAACUCAAACACGCCUUCAAACUCUACAACGACGUACGUAUAGAGACCAGACACACACACACCCGUGCACACACACACACACGAGUUUCCCUUAGGAUUCUUUUCAGCAAUGGUGGCGAAGUUAGCGGGUGAGGGAGAUAGUGAGCAUGGCCAAUGGCAUGGUUUUAGAGGCCCUCCUCUUGGCCUCAGAGACAAAAUGUUGCUGUUUUAAAGUAAAGCAAAUUUUCUGCAAUUAUACACAUUUUGCUAUGGCUUAUGCUAUCUAAGUGACUCAAGCAUUAUAACAAAAUCAAUGGAGCUCCCAUACCAUGAAGUUUUUUUACAUUUUAGAUUCUCCCUGACUGUCUAGUUUUUAUUUAGGUGAUUGUUAGUUCUAAGAGAUUAUCUCAUUAAAAAAAUAUAUUGCUCCAUUAUCUUUUCUACAUACUUUAUACCUAGUGUUAGUCAUUUAAGUUUACACUGAAAACGUUUUACCAUCCCAUAAAUGUAUAAAUUGUAUUUAUUUAUUUUUGCAGCGGUGGCCACAAUUUAGCAGUGGUGCACUAUAGGGGAAACACUGCACACUGUACACGCACAGUGACACAAAUGCACACAGAGACUCCCUCACCCCCAGAUGAUGAUAAUUAUGGUGUAUGUGUUUAAUGUGGUGUGUUUGUGUGUGUGACAGAUGAAGAAGAGAGGUCUGGUUCCUAGCGACGCCACCUACACCGCUCUGUUCAACGCCUGUGCCGAAUCACCACGGAAACCGUCCGGGCUGCAGCAAGCCAUCCACUUGGAACAGGAGCUGCGGAGGAAGAACCAUCCCCUCAGUGACAUCACAUACCACGCCCUGCUGAAGACACACGCCCUCACCAACCACCUUCGAGCAUGUUUACACACACUACGGGUAACUCUAAUCCCUGACCUCUAACCCUUACCCUCACCAAACACCUCCGAGCCUAUGUACACACACUAACCCUUGACCUCUAUCCCCAGAUCAGUUAGACAAUAAAAACACAAGACAAUAUUCGAUUGAAAUUAAAAACGAGACUCAAGACACCAAGAUACAAUAAGUGUGUUUCUCUUUCUCUAUGAGAUAUUCAGGGCCUUUGUAGAGCCAAACAAAGUGUGUGUUUGUUUGUUUGUUUGUAGGACAUGCUACAGGCUGGUCAUGCAGUAACUCAGGAGACCUUCCACUUCCUGCUGAUGGGCUGUGUGAGAGACAGAGACGCUGGCUUCAGACAGGCCCUGCAGGUAACACACACACAUGUUUUCACACUUCAAACUUCUAAAACUGUCUUGUGUGUGUGUGUGUGUGUGUAUAAUGUGUGUUUGUGUUAGGUGUAUCGUCAGAUGUUGAGGAUGGGGAUUCGUCCCGACAUCCAGAACUACAACCUGCUGCUCCGCGCUGCUAGAGAUUGUGGGGUAGGUGACCCCGCCGUGGCCUCCGCCCUGCUGCUGACCUCUGAUUGUGGCCAGGGAGGUCAAGCGGUAAAGGUCAUGGGUCAGGGUUCAGCUCCGCUGGAUGUCGACGCUCUGGAGAGUCAGCUGUUCACACAACACCCCGACAACGGCCUUAGUCACCAUAGCAACCGCUUCGGUCACCAUAGCAAUGACCCCAGUCACCAUAGCAAUGACCUCAGUGACCAUAGCAAUGACCCCAGUCACCAUAGCAUUGACCCCAGUCACCAUAGCGACCUGAACAGUAGUGUGGUCGUCCCGGUAACAACCCAACUGGUGAUGGUGAGGAAGGGAGGAGAACAAGAGGCUCCCAUUGGCUCUCUCCCCUGUCUGUCAGCAGCCAGCACCCGCCCCCCCAACCUGCUGGACCUAUCAGUGGGCAGGGCUGGAGAGGGGUGUGUGGUCUCGCUUGGUGCAGUGAGUGGUGCGUUCGAUAGGCUGGCGCUGAUGGGCGGGGCCCAGGGCUUCCUGGACAAGAUGGCCACCGCGGGGCUCUGCCCAGACAUCAGAACUCUCACACUAUUAGCCGACAUCAUGGAGCCCGGCAGCCAAUCACUGCACAGCCUGCUGGCGGUCGCUAAGCAACACGGGGUGAAGCUGGACGCAGCGUUCUACAACAGUGUGAUCCGCAGGGCAGCCCGCGCUGGAGACCUACAGGAGGCUAAGGUACACACACACUUACUAUGUAUACACACAGACCUGAGAGGAAUACUACAUUUCAAACCAGAUCUACUCAGGGUUUUACUAAAGCUAGCCAGCUUCAGUUAGCUUCACGUUCCAGCUCAGGCUUCAUCAGUACUACAACGCUGGAUAUUGCUUGUCCGCCUGCCGCUAACUCUAGCAGGCUUGUAACUGCACGUGCAUGUCGCACAUGGCUAGUAGAACGCUGAACUCUUCAUUAAGACAAUGCUGAAACAUCAAUCCAUGGGCGAGUCAUUGCCACAUUUGUAUUUGUGCUGAAAGCAAAAUGAAAGAAAAGUGAUCUUGCAAAUUCAGCAGGCUAUGGUGUGAAAUAGGUUUGUUGAAGUGCUGUCUUGAUUUUAUUACUUAUCGUUAAUGCCGUCUUUGGUGUGCUUUAGUAUGCUUAUCAAUGCACAAGCACCUUUUUCCCCCAGUCCUAUCAAUAAAAUAACAAGUUUUACAGUGCGUGAAGUUUCAAAUGCAUUCUGUCAUUACUAAAUGUGCAAUGUGAUAGGUAUUUUAACAUGCCAAUUUCUAACACAAAACAUUUGAUUAAUAAAAUAUUUAAUUAGUCUUCCUCAAAUGAAGGGGAUGAUGACGCAAUCUUUGCGAGAGGGAGGGAAUCUGAGGGAUGUAGCUCAGUUGGUAGAGCAUGGCGUUUGCAAUGCCAGGGUUGUGGGUUUGAUUCCCACUGGGGGCCAGUAUGGAGAAAAAAAUAUAUACUAAAAUAAAAAUAAUGUUGCUCUAAUAUAUCAGAGGAGGCUGGUGGGAGGAGCUAUAGGAGGAUGGGCUCAUUGUAAUGGCUGGAAUGGAGUAAAUGGAACAGAGUCAAAUGUGUGGUUACCUGGCUAAAAGGUGAGCCCCUUUCGUGGGAUCGGUUAUCCCAGAGUUAAACUCAGUUGACCAAAGUUACCACACUUAACUCCUCAAACCACUUGCGUAGUAUAGGGCUCUUAGGUUUUACCAAUGUUGUUGCAAGGUGUGUAUGUUUUCUAACUGCGUGUGUGUCUGUGUGUCAGGCGGUGAUGUGUGUGAUGCAGGAAAGACAUGUGCGUGCAGAUGUACGGACGUACGGCAGUCUGGCUCUGGGCUGCAACAGACAGACAGAUGCCCUACAGCUGCUGGGGGACAUGCAGGUAACACACACCAACCUCCCUCCCUUCCUUGUGUGAGGGGAUUCGAUUACGCUGCCCCGGGUUGAACUGAGCUAUGGCCUGUCAUGUGACCGGGCGAAGCUAGGUGAGAGAAGCCCACCCUGCUGCUCGGUCAAAUUGUCAACAAUGCAGCAUGAUGCAUAGUUCAAACAUACAACUCCUUUCCAUAAAAUAUAUUUUUGAAUUUUCACACUAGUUUUCAUUGACAUGGCAGGUAGUGUUUUUAUCAGAGCAAUCACUUUUGCAUGUGAAAACACAAUCCUACUCAUUACUCCACGUGCCUCAGCCGAAUUCAUCGUCGGCCAGAACGGGACUCCCGUCUCUCACCCGGGAGGCAACCCGGUUCCAAAACGAAUGCAAUCAUCCGGGCCAGCUUAAUAGAAUCCCCUCUGUGUUUCCUGCAGGCGGCGGGGGUGCGGCCCAGUGUGCAGGUGUUCUCUGCUCUUAUUGGUUGUGCCAGCAGGAGGCUGGACUAUGUGUAUCUGAGGGUGAUGCUUAGAGCCAUGAGGGAACACAACGUCCCACCUAAUGAGAUCAUCAUCAUUCAGCUAGAACACGCCUCCCAGUACCCACCCAACUAUAACCAGGUAGGGAGGAGAGGGUGUGUACGAGUGCGUGCGUGUGGUAUAUAAUCAUGUACAUCUCUUUGUCAUUACAAGUGCAGAAACAACAGAGAAUGUGUUUGAGUCUCACAUCUCUCUCUCUUUCCCUACCCCUCUCUCGUUCUCCCUCUCUCUCAGUAUAAGUUUAGGAACACCUACCUGUCUCAGAUUGAUGGUUUCCGUGGCUACUACCAGCAGUGGCUGACCACCAUGCCCGCCCAGGAGACAGGAGGACCUGAGAGAGACCACCCUACAGAGACGAGACAAGAUGGACACCAGCAGGCAGCAGUGGCAGCAAGACGAUACCGCAAGCAACACAGCUGA
This is a messenger RNA of Coregonus sp. 'balchen', 6692 nucleotides long. Lineage: Eukaryota; Metazoa; Chordata; Actinopteri; Salmoniformes; Salmonidae. The record is from the annotation of a GenBank genome assembly.